Ilex paraguariensis (yerba mate) is the source of this 272-nucleotide messenger RNA. The record is from the annotation of a GenBank genome assembly. Lineage: Eukaryota; Viridiplantae; Streptophyta; Magnoliopsida; Aquifoliales; Aquifoliaceae.
GUGCCAAGGGCGAGCCUAGGACCUGGCGAGCUCCAUUGAGCAAAGGUCUCGGUGGCAUGGUGGGCGCCCAUGCUUGGGUGAGCUCGGUUGGGCAUACGGCUAAGGCUCCGAGUGCAUGUGUGGGCGAAGUGGGGGAGGAAGCCCAGGCGGGAAUCGAGGAGGCGGUUCAGUUGCUAGGCGAGCUAGUUGUUUGUGCGAAAGGAGUGUUGGGUCUGCCCGUUGUUGGCGUAGUGGAGGUGUUGAGGUUGGGGCGAGCAAGCUAUCUAGGCUAG